CGCCACGCGACUGUGCGUGAUGACGUAAGGUGUACGCAGCGCUCUGGCUCUCGGAAGAGAGGAGGCAAGUUAGCUUUCAGAAAACCGGACUAAAAUGAUGCAAAAAACGAGUGUUUAGAUACUACAUAACCAUGGAGACUGAUGCAAACUCCUUCCACGUGGAGUUCCCGGAUUUUUCCUGCUCGCUCCUGAAGAAGCUGAACCAGCAGCGGCAGAGAGGGCAGCUGUGUGACCUCAUCGUGUCCAUCGGCGGCCAUCAGUUUCGCGCCCACCGCGCGGUUCUGGCCGCCAGCUCUCCGUACUUCUGCGAUCAGGUGCUGCUGAAGAACAGCGCGCGUGUGGUGUUGCCGGACGUCAUGCAUCCGUGUGUUUUCGAGCAGCUCCUGUUGUCGUGCUACACCGGAGGGCUUUCGGUGCCAAGCGGAGAGGUGGUUUCCUUCUUAACAGCCGCGAGCUUCCUGCAGAUGUGGCAUGUGGUGGACAAAUGCACUGAGCUUCUGGAAGUAGGGAAGAAAAAACGGAUCAACCAUGGAUCGUCUCCAAAAGGUGAUGGUUAUGCCACUGAUAAUGAGGACUCUGGUCAGACUGCAGGUCAAGGAGAAGAUCUAGCCGAUCUAGAUCCCACUUUAGGUCCAGGGACGUUAGAAAGCGCCGGUUGUUCGUCUCCAGAUGAUCCGAGCAGCGAGAAUGGCUCGGAUGCAACGGAAAACCAGUGCUCUAGACGAGCCUAUGUGCCGCCGAGCAUAAUGGGACACAGAAAGAAGGUGCAUAUAAAAUCAGAAAGGCAGAGUCGAGAUGCUUGCGGCGGCACCGAACACGCCGUAAACGAUUCAGACGAAAACUCUCACAAUCCAAACAUAGCAGAGGAUUGUUUCGAUGAGAAACUGGUGGAGUGCUUGGAUCGGGAUUGCUCUUAUGAAGAGCCGUUAGACUUCUACGGGACCUCCAUGGAGGGCUUUUCGCAAGCCUCGGAUGAGCUUUCCAACCCACCGUCCAGGGAUAAACUUCAGCUCGAAGGAGGUGCUGAUGUUUCUAAAGAUGAGACGCCGGUCGACGGCGGCUUAAAGGAGCAGACCUCUCACUCAGGCUUCGCUUCAGUGGUUUACAAGCUCUAUCCGUGCCAGUGUGGCAAAAGUUUCACGCACAAAAGCCAGAGGGACCGGCACAUGAGCAUGCAUUUGGGUCUGAGGCCGUUUGGUUGCGCCGUUUGCGGCAAGAGCUUCAAAAUGAAGCAUCACCUGGUGGGCCACAUGAAGAUCCACACGGGCAUUAAACCCUACGAGUGCAGCCUGUGCUCCAAACGCUUCAUGUGGAGAGACAGCUUCAACCGACAUACCUCCACAUGCGCAAAGGCCCAUCAGACCCGACGGUCCUCCCAAAUCUGCUAGUGCUCCUGCAGGAACCUCGUAGGAAUGUUUGAGAAACCUCAGCAUGGAAGCAUCCUUUACCUGAAUGCCAAACUAGCCACUGUAUACAGUAGGAUUAUUUUAAACAAGCACCUCAAUUUUGAACAGAGGCCUUCUGUUCGGUUCAUUUGUUCAGGUGUAAAGUACCGGUCAAAAGUUUGGAAUAAUUACAUUUUUUAAAUGUUUUUAGAAGACUUUCUUAUGCUCACCAAGGCUGUGUUUAUUGUUCAAAAAUACUGUAAAAGCAGUAAUAUUGUGAAAUAUUAUUACAAUUAAAAAACUGUUCUCUGUUUGAAUAUGUUUUAAAAUGUAUUUAUGCCUGUGAUGAAAGCUGAAUUUUCUAAUAUGCUACCAUAUAUUACCAUUUAAAAAAAAAAAUUGAAAUGAAUACUUUUAUUCAACAAGGAUACAUUCAAUUGAUCAAAAGUGACAGUAAAGAUGUUUGUAAUGUUACAGAAGAUUUCUAUUUCAAAUAAACGCUUUGAACUUUCCGUUCAUUUAAGAAUCCGGAAAUAAAUGCAAUGUGGUUUCCACAAAAAUCAUAAUUGAUUACAACAUUGAUAACAACACUAUAAUAAUUGACAAUAAUUGGUCAGCAAAUCAGCAUAUUAGAAUGAUUUCUGAAGGAUCAUGUGACACUGAAGACUGGAGUAACGAUGCUGAAAAUUCAGCUUUGCAUCAUAAGAAUAAUUUUUUUUUUAAAUACAUUACAAUAGAAAACAGUUGUUAAAAAUUGUAAUGCUACUUCAUAAUAUUACUGUUUUACUGUAUUUUUAAUGAAAUAAUGCAGCCUUGGUGAGCAGAAGAGACUUCUUUAUGACAACAUUUAAAAACAUAUUUCAAACUUUUGACCGAUCUUCGAAUGAUGUAAAGUCAACACGAAGUCAAAAUGGACUCUUCUUAAUAGAUGUUGUUGUAGUAAAAUGCCAUUUCAUGUUGACUUCAAUGUUAUUCUAAUGUCUCAGAAUGAUAUCUGAAGGAAACAAUAUGACCACAUUCUAAACAAGACACAAGAGCCUUGAAUGCUGUCAUAAUAUUCAGGUUUAAAAACUCACUAAGCGCUUUGGAGUUUUAACAAGGUUUAUCUUAUGUAAAUAGAAAUAUUCCCCGAUGCAGCAUUAUGCUGGAUUUCAUUUGCUUUAUUUGAGCUGGAUUCAGUGUUUGGCAUCAACUCUCUGUAGUCAGAGCGUUUCCAACAGGAUUUCACCGAGAACGGCGCUUGUUUCAGCUGCUAAUCCAUUUUAUGCUCUAAAAGUCAACAGAUUUAUUAGGAGGAUUUUGAAGGGAAAAAGUCAAAUAAAAUCUUACAUAAUGCUGCAUUAAUGGCAUUGACAUUUUCAUCUCCUUCUGCAAACAGUGUUCUUGUAUGUGAUGUUCAUUUUGUCAAAUGUUUUUAUAAUGUGCCAUAAUUGUAAAAUAUUUUAAAUGUCAUCUCUAUAUGGGCGAAUCUUAUAAAAAAUAUGUCCAAGUCAUAUCUCACACACACACACACACACACAAAAUGUGUGAAAUAUGACAAUGACAUGUUCUUGAUAGGUUUUUAAAAUUCAUCUAUAUAGUAUUGAAGUAAAGUGGAUUUAAGAGAGAAAUAUCAAAGCACAGCCACCUGUAAAUAUCAAAUAUCAGUGAAAUGAGAACACAUCUUUAUUGUUUUACUUCACAAAGCCAUUUCAUGCAAAUGUCAAAAGAGCACAAAAAUCAAUUCUAAAAAAGUGAAAGGGCUGUAAAACUCUUGUAGAAAAGCAGCUGGGUGUUUACUUGUAUUAUUUUCUGAAUCUAAUGUCCAGAAUGUGCCAUGAAUGGAUGGGUUGGAUGUCUGGCUUUCAGUAGUCUGUUAUUACGGUCUGUUUGUGAAUUAACUGCAAACCUCGGUUACAACUAUACCUCAGAUGCUGUGGUAUUCAGUAGUUUGAGAUGGUGCAUGGAAUUUAAUUAGUGCUGAAUUAGAACAAAAUGUAAGCUAAUAUUAUUAUAGUUUUAGAUUAAAAAAUAAUAAUAAAAAUAGGGCUUUUCUUAGAAUAUUGAAUCAUUCCUGAAAGUGUUGUAAGCUAGUAUAACACUCUAAAGAGCAUUUCAGACAUGUUGUUUUGGCAUUUUCCAAGUAUUGGUAAAUUGUAGUAUGUAAAUAGUCUUUGAAUUAUGUUUUUUUUUUUUUUUAUUAUGAAUGUGAAAAUUUCUAUAUGCCUCAAACAGAACAAACAAGUGACAAUCAUGUAAGCAGAAACAGAAUAUGUGAAAGUUAAGUAAUCAGUACAGUUAAAAAUCACCUCUCAGUAGUCAAAGUCAGACAGAGAAUAUUUAUGGAAAAUAAAUCCAGCCAUGUAUUAAAUUAUAUAUCCAUUCUUUGUCAGUUUUUUUUUUU
Molecule: messenger RNA, 3768 nt
Organism: Onychostoma macrolepis
Lineage: Eukaryota; Metazoa; Chordata; Actinopteri; Cypriniformes; Cyprinidae
Gene: zbtb43
Product: zinc finger and BTB domain containing 43
Exons: 2
Coding region: 132-1388 (418 amino acids)
Biological process (GO): regulation of transcription by RNA polymerase II
Molecular function (GO): RNA polymerase II cis-regulatory region sequence-specific DNA binding; DNA-binding transcription factor activity, RNA polymerase II-specific; protein binding
Source: RefSeq, a predicted model, not a curated record